This is a messenger RNA of Liolophura sinensis, 3620 nucleotides long. Its product is annotated as orexin receptor type 2-like. Gene Ontology annotation, cellular component: membrane. Gene Ontology annotation, molecular function: G protein-coupled receptor activity. The coding region runs from base 670 to 1800 and encodes 376 amino acids. The transcript has 2 exons. NCBI's taxonomy places the organism in Eukaryota, Metazoa, Mollusca, Polyplacophora, Chitonida, Chitonidae. Gene Ontology annotation, biological process: G protein-coupled receptor signaling pathway. The record is from RefSeq and is a predicted model, not a curated record.
CAAGCACACAUGUAAAGCAUCAAACAAACAAAUACGUUCACAAACACAGCUUCCUUCAGCCUUUCACAAACAACAGAUGUCAUACAAAGGGCCGUCCAUAAAAAAAACGGUCAACCACAAUGAGUGUUGGAGGGUUUUUGAAGGGAGCCAGGUUCCGGUUCAGUGGUCAUGCAUGACAUUUUUAUAUAAAACUGGUGAGUAGACUCACUAGGUUGACGGGGUGGAAGACGGGAGUUAUGAUAUGAGUAAGCCAGCAGACUGAUGACAACACGUUUAGUGUCACCAUCCCUGACGUACGUGUGUGGAAAACACAGAGCUACCGGAACAGAGGUAAUGAAAGGUUUUGUACAGCCGUGACUUCUACUGGUCUUCAUCGCUAACUUAUCCGGCGAAUCGAGGGUAAGCUGACGUUUGUGGUUUGCCAUAGAGUUGUCGUUUGGACGCAAAAAGCAAACAAGAAGUCAAACUGAGGAUUGUCGUCUGCUCCAGUCAUUUCGGGACAAAUUACGUGUGGGGGCGAGGCCCUGUUGUAUUGACUCAGCCAUGUUAGCUAAAUGAGCAGAUUGUACGCCCCCUGACAACAUGAAACCCACCUGUAGUUCUGGACUGGGACAUUACGGAAGGGGGGAAAUUGCAAUCUAGUUAACUCAUCGCACGUGGGAUCAAAAGAUGGCCGGGAACGUGUCUGUCAGGGCGGAUAAUGCUAGCCAACUGAUGGACGAGUUAAACAGAAGGGAAAUUCGCCUCCUGACGCCAGUCAUCGCUUUCAUGGCUGUCCUCAUGGUUUUGGGAGUUGUUGGGAACUCUCUCGUCUGCUACGUGUACGGUACCCGGAUGAAAAAGACCACGGUGAAUACUUUUAUCGUGUGGUUAGCCGUGCUGGACUUGUCCACCUGCAUCGUAGGUAUCCCCAUGGAAAUCUACGACAUCAUGCAGCAUUAUUACUUCGACCUUCCCGCUUUCUGUAAAGUUCUGCGUUUCACGAUUUACCUGACGGUGAUGACGUCAGUGGCAACUCUCGUCUUCAUCGCUUUGGAUCGAUACUUCAAAAUCUGCAAGCCUUUGAAGAAAACGUUGUUAAGCCGGAGUAGAGUGACGGUGAUGAUAUCACUAGCCAUGGGGCUGACUCUCAGCUGGCCAUCGCUCGUACUCUUCGGCCGUACGAAGGUGGAAGUUCCUGGCUUAAACGUGUCUGGUGUAGAUUGUGGAAUAGACGAAGUUUUCCAAGGAAGUUGGUACCCAAGGAUUUACUUGUUUGUGUUAGCCUUAGCAUUCCUAGCAGGAGCGACCAUUUUGACUGUGCUCUACACUCUGUUAGGUUAUACCCUCCAUAAGAGAAACCUGCGCCCACUGGGCAAUACUAUGAGCAUGCCCCCCAUGGAACCGGAAAGUUCAGACAACGGCCGAAGAGCGACGAAGGUGGGGAAGGGGAAAGGAAGUGACGCAAUAUCGCAGUCCGGUACUAUCCGGCCGCGGAAAUCUCGCAGACGAUACAAAGUGGCGAGGACGAGUUUUGUGUUUUUUGUCAUUACUCUAGCCUUCGUCCUCAGUUUUCUGCCUAGUCUGGCUUUAAUGACACUCAAUACUGUCAAAACCAAAUUUGCUCAAACUUUGACAGAUCAUCAGUUUGUAGCGUACAGCUUUUUCUUGCGCACAUAUUUUAUUAAUAAUUCUAUAAAUCCUAUUAUUUAUGGUUUUCUAAACCAGCUGUUUAGGAUUGAAGUUUUUGACAUAUUCAGGCGAAUGACGAGUCGAGUGAGUAGACGACCUGCACAACCCGUCUCUGUGACGUCAGAGUGAUUAGACGGGCUACACAAUCUGCCUCUAGGUUAGGGUGAAUAGACGGGCUACACAAUCUGCCUGUGACGUCAGAGUGAGUAGACUGACUGCAUAACCCGUUUCUUUGACGUCAUAGUGAGUGCACUGUCUGCACAACCCGUUUCUGUGACAUCAGAGUGCUUCGACUACGUGCUCAACCCAUCUGUGUGAUGUCAAAGUGAGUAGACGGCUAACAGAACCCGUCGCUGUCACGUCAGAGUGAGCAGACGACCUCUAUAACGAGUCCGUGACUUAAGGGUGAAUAGAUAGCCUGCGAAAUACGUCUCUGUGAAAUCAGAGCGAGUCGUGAACUUCUAUGUCCUGUGUUUGACUUAAUCUUUGGACCGUUUUCGAGAUGAAAUCCUUAACACACCAUUGGCAACAGAGUGGUAUACAUGGUAUAUAGUCCCAAGCACUACUGAAAACAUUAACAGACAGGAUUCGUUUUUAAGUAUUGAAAAUGAAUAUCACCAGAAUAUUUAUAGUAAUAUUUAAAAUCUUAAAAUUUAUUAAAAUUUACUUCUUUACGCAAGUGAACUUUCGCUACGUCAUUUUUGAAAUAUCUCCAAAGGUUUAAUUGACCUGUAAAAUGUUCAUGGUUGUGAAUGUUAACAUAGUUCUCCUGUCUAUUUAGUGACCAGCAAUCCACUGGCUCCGUCGGCUAAAACCCCUGGGUCCACUUUCACACAACUUUGUAAGUCAUAUUUCUCGUAAUAUUUUUCGUCAAGACUUUGUCUAGGUGAGAGUGCCAUAAGGCGGCGUCAUUUACAAGAACAUUUACGAAAAACUGAUGUAUGGAGUGGAGUGAAAGUGGGCCUCCAUACAUGCCACCUAAAACUAUUCGAAUACGAAUCAUUAGAUUUAGUCUAUUGUUCAUUCCCUCCUUAGUUGUGACGAUUUGCUGACAACUGGUAAUGUGUAGUAGUCAUGUAUAACAAGAAAACAGUUAUUAAUCUGACUUGAACCCAAGUGAACAUUGCACGGAAGAUGAUUCACCUUCAUGUCGUAGACUGGCAACCAGGGCUGAUUGAUGCGGCAGACUUCGUAAAGGGAAAAAACUCUAAAAAUCGAAGCAGGCAUCACUAAAUAGACAACUUAAAACUUAAAUAUAAAUACACUUUCAUAUAUUUUUUUUAGAUUUUGUGAAAAUGGUUAAACGUGCUCAAACGUUGGAAUACCAAGAUAGGCUUUAUGAACCAUACUGUCAGAAUUUCUUAACUCUGACGUCAUAGGAAGUUUUUCCAACUGUUAUCAUGACACUGACUUGGAAUAGCUCUUUUUACCCACGAAAAAAAGAUUACUGAAAUAGUGUUCCCAAAACUUGUUUCCAUUUGGUGAACAUCAGGAAAAAAGGUUCCUAGUUACCGUCAGUAUGGCUCAUAAAAUCCACCAUAAUAUUAAAAUAUUUGAAUGUCUUUCAACACUAAAUGGAAGCAUUUUCGCGCAUAGUUUUCAGUAGUCUGUAUGCUGAACCUUGCUUCAUAUUUUAGCUUUGUUUUACUUUAUGUCAGGAGGUUUGUCAACUAUCUGGCGAAGAAUGUUUGGGCGGGUGGAUAUUCUCCGGGCACUCCGCUUUCCACUGCACAUAAACCCGACCUCCCUCGUAAAGGUGAAAAUUAUCUUGCGUACGGAGUUAAGUAUCAAUAAAAUAUAUAGAUUCACAUUUUCUUUAUAUAUCCACUAUGUUGAUGGAUUUAAAUCAUUUUUCCAAUAUUGCGAAUGCGUAAAAUUUAACAAUGUGUCAACAACAGCCGUGUUAAGUAUUAUAAUCCAAAUUUUAAUAAUUUCUUGUUAUUUGGAAU